Messenger RNA from Eucalyptus grandis, 2290 nucleotides. Its product is annotated as pentatricopeptide repeat-containing protein At1g08070, chloroplastic. Gene Ontology annotation, molecular function: protein binding; RNA binding; zinc ion binding. The record is from RefSeq and is a predicted model, not a curated record. The coding region runs from base 18 to 2228 and encodes 736 amino acids. Lineage: Eukaryota; Viridiplantae; Streptophyta; Magnoliopsida; Myrtales; Myrtaceae. Gene Ontology annotation, biological process: RNA modification. The transcript has a single exon.
UCCAGAAGACCGAGAAAAUGCUCGCUUCACCUAUCGCUCCCUCAGUUUCGCCGUUCAGCUUCCAUGUCCCCCCCUCUUCUGAUCCACCGUACAAGCUCCUCCAAGCGCACCCAUCUCUGUCACUGCUCUCCAAGUGCAAGAACCUCCACCAGCUCAGGCAAAUCCACUGCCAGAUCGUAAAAUCUGGCCUCCACAAUACCCAGUUCGCCCUCAGCAAGCUCAUCGAGUUUUGCGCGGUCUCACCAUCUGGCGAUCUGUCCUAUGCGGUCUCGCUGUUUGAAUCCAUCGAGGAGCCGAAUCAGUUGAUUUGGAACACUAUAAUCAGAGGGCAUUGUUUGAGCGCUGCCCCGGCCUUAGCCAUAGAUAUUUAUGUUCAAAUGUUGUUGCGUGGGGCGAUGCCGAAUUCUUAUACUUUCCCUUUCCUGUUGAAGUCUUGUGCGAAAGCUGGGUCGACCCAUGAAGGGAAACAGAUUCAUUCGCAUGUUUUGAAGCUAGGACUUGAGUCUGAUUCUUUUGUGCACACUUCACUUAUCAGUAUGUAUGCUCAGAGCGGUGAAUUGGACAGUGCACGUCUGGUGUUCGAGAAAAGCUCUUACAGAGAUGUUGUGUCUUAUACGGCUUUGUUGACUGGUUAUGCAUCUAGUGGUCAAAUGAAUGAAGCCAAACAGCUGUUUGAGGAUAUUCCGGUGAGAGAUGCGGUGUCGUGGAAUGCUAUGAUUGCAGGAUACAGUGAAUGUGGCCAAUUUGAGGAGGCGAUAGAAACAUUUAGGGGAAUGCAGAAGGUAAAUGUGAUGCCGAAUGAGAGUACAAUGGUUACCGUUCUCUCAGCUUGUGCACAGUCAGGUUCAGUGGAAUUAGGGAAGUGGAUGCAUCGUUGGAUAGAGGAUUACAGGGUGGGAUCGAAUACACGGCUUGUCAAUGCGCUUAUUGACAUGUACUCAAAGUGUGGGGAUGUAGAAAUAGCUCGAGGGUUGUUUGAUGGAAUGUCGCAGAAGGAUGUGGUUUCGUGGAAUGUCAUGAUUGGUGGUUAUAGUCAUAUGAAUUGUUACAAAGAGGCAUUGGUUCUGUUCAGGGAAAUGCUAAAAUCUAAUGUGGAGCCUAAUGAUGUCACGUUUUUAAAUGUUCUCCCAUCUUGUGCUUGCUUAUGUGCACUCGAUCUUGGAAAAUGGAUUCACACUUACAUAAACAGGAACUUCAAAAACUCAACAAACACCGCUUUAUAUACCAGUCUUAUUGACAUGUAUGCAAAAUGUGGGAAUGUGGAGGCAGCAGAACAAGUUUUUAAUGGCAUGAAGUGUAAAAGCUUGUCUUCUUGGAAUGCAAUGAUUUCUGGAUUGGCCGUCCAUGGGGAAGUAGAGAAGGCCCUUGGCUUUUUCUCAAGGAUGGUUAAUGAAGGGCUCGAGCCAGAUGAUAUCACAUUCGUUGGUGUUUUAUCUGCCUGUAAUCAUGCAGGUUCAUUAGAACUUGCACGGAGUUAUUUUAGUUCAAUGAUCCAAGACUAUAGAAUCUCCCCUAAAUUACAGCAUUAUGGAUGUGUCAUAGAUCUCAUGGGUAAAAAUGGAUUGUUUGAUGAAGCGGAGGCCCUCAUAGAAUCGAUGAAUGUGAAACCAGAUGGUGCUAUUUGGGGUUCUCUGCUAGAAGCAUGCCGAGCUCACGGAAAAGUCGAGUUGGGUGAAACUUUUGCUCGGCAUCUUUUUGAGCUGGAACCCGACAAUCCUGGUGCUUAUGUGCUCUUAUCCAACAUUUAUGCAAAAGCUGGUAGGUGGGACGAUGUGGCGAGAAUAAGAACCAAACUGAAUGAUAAGGGAAUGAAAAAGGUUCCUGGGUCGACAUCUGUAGAAGUAGAUAGUGUGGUUCAUGAGUUCCUUGUGGGUGACAAAACACAUCCUCAGAGCAAAGACAUAUACAUGAUGUUGGAUGAAAUAGACAGGCUUUUGGAAAUGGCUGGGUUUGUGCCAGACACAACCGAGGUGCUUUAUGACAUGGAUGAAGAGUGGAAGGAGUGCGCAUUAAGUCACCACAGUGAGAAGCUGGCAAUUGCAUACGGGCUGAUCAGUACUAAGCCCAGGACAACCAUUAGGAUUGCCAAGAACCUUCGAGUCUGCAGAAACUGCCAUUCAGCAACAAAGCUCAUUUCAAAGAUUUUCAAUAGGGAGAUAAUUGCCCGGGACCGUAACCGCUUCCACCAUUUUAGAGAUGGUAAUUGCUCAUGUAAGGAUUGUUGGUAAUGAACACGUCAUGAUAUAGGGACAACAUUUGGUAAUUGUGAAUUACACUAAAUUGCUUAAUA